Molecule: messenger RNA, 2673 nt
Organism: Cuculus canorus (common cuckoo)
Lineage: Eukaryota; Metazoa; Chordata; Aves; Cuculiformes; Cuculidae
Gene: CLDN1
Product: claudin 1
Exons: 4
Coding region: 122-757 (211 amino acids)
Biological process (GO): cell adhesion; bicellular tight junction assembly
Cellular component (GO): bicellular tight junction; plasma membrane
Molecular function (GO): structural molecule activity
Source: RefSeq, a predicted model, not a curated record
AGCGCGCGGGCGGCAGUGUGGUGCGCGGGGCUGGUGCGCUCCUUCGCUCCUCUCGCAUCGAGCCUCCGCCGGCGCGGAGCAGCACGACUACCCCCGCGCUCCCCCCCGGCUCCGCGCAGACAUGGCCAGCGGGGGACUACAGCUUAUGGGCUUCGUGCUGGCCUUCCUGGGCUGGAUCGGCAUCAUCAUCAGCACUGCCAUGCCCCAGUGGAAGAUGGCAUCCUACGCGGGGGACAACAUCGUCACGGCCCAGGCGCUCUAUGAGGGGCUGUGGAUGUCGUGCGCCAUGCAGAGCACUGGGCAGAUCCAGUGCAAGGUGUACGACUCGCUGCUCAAGCUGGAAGGCAGUCUGCAGGCCACUCGGGCUUUGAUGGUGUCCGCAAUACUCGUGGGCCUCGUUGCUAUUUUCAUUGCUGUGAUUGGCAUGAAAUGCAUGAAGUGCAUGGAAGAUGACCAGGUGAAGAAGAUGCGCAUGGCUGUCUUUGGUGGGGUGGUCUUCAUCAUUGCAGGUUUGGCAGCACUGGUAGCCACGUCGUGGUACGGCAACAGAGUGGCUCGGGCCUUUUAUGACCCUUACACCCCCGUCAACAGCAGGUUUGAGUUUGGAUCAGCCCUCUUCGUAGGAUGGGCAGCUGCUUCCCUGGCUAUAUUGGGUGGAGCAUUUCUGUGCUGCUCUUGUCCAAGGAGAGAAACUUCAUAUCCACCCAGCCGAGGCUAUCCAAAGAAUGCCCCCUCCACAGGGAAGGAUUAUGUAUAAUGAAACAAAGAAGAGGAGCCACCAGCACUGGUAGUGAAAGCAUUUUGGAGAGGACACUACAAUGCCACUGUCCUGAGCAGAGUUCAGACUUUAGGUUCUGCCUUACUCUUCUCCCAAAAAUGUGUAUAUUUUUGUAAUCUUCUUUGAUACUGGACGUAACUUCUCCUUUCUCUCCCAGCCCAUGGAGGAAGGCUAGCCUAGAUUCAUAGGAAUUGCCACUGGAAAGAUGAAACCUCCAAGCUUGGGUUAAGUUUAGUAUUAGGGAGUAAAAGGGAAAAACGAUACUGUUUUUUUAGAUGGAUGUUGGUGCUUUUUUUAGUUGUGUUUUUUAUUAAACAAGAUAGAUGGUAACAAUUCAGUCCCAUAUUCCAUUAAGUUAGAGCCCAGUGUGGUGUGUGUAGAAAUUAAAGAAACAUAUAUUACAUACAAAUUGAUUAAAUGAAUAGCUUAAGGGGAAACAUAAUUUUAGGGAAGAGACUUUGCAUGUAAGAAUGUUUGAAGAGAUCUGAAAUGCUGUUGUACUGUCUUAUUGGCAUGAUCUUCAGCACCUGCCUUUCUGUGCAUAUUGGCAUGACAAAGGGUCAGGCACAAUUAAAUUGCUGACUUGCAAAUUGAAACCUGUAACUGUCUGUGCAUUUGCUGUUGGCCAACAGAAGGUGCAGUGUAAGGUGGCUUGGCUUAACUGUAUGUCAUCAUUCUUUUGACAAGAUCGAAGUUGAUUGUGUCUGAGCCAAAGGCUGCAAAAUUGUGACUACAGAGGUUAGCAGACUACCUAAGCAGCUGCAGGUUUCCCUGAUGAUGGGGAAGAGCUAGCUAAAGAACAACAGUUGCCUUCUGUUUUUGCUGGAUAUAUCUGGUGGGGCUGGUGCUGCUGUUCCUUAAACACUGAGUGCUGCUGGUGAUUUUCUCCAUGUUCCUAUCCUAGUGCACUCUCGAAGCUUCAUCCCUUUGUGUAUGUUACUGGCCACUUCUUAACAAACUCCAGUUUCCUUGAGUCUUUCUCAUUCAGGUUUAGUUACUGAUCUGAGUUUGGCUUAUGCAGCUAAAUGUGUUAAACCAAAUUGAAUGCACUGCCGCUCCCUGAUGUUUCCCCAAGGAUACCUCAAAUGCUGCCAUUUGAUCCUGUCUCUUUUCUUGUAAACACUUUCAGUGAUGAUAUGAAGGCAAAUUCCAAGGAAAUUGACCCAAAGGUUAUGGAAUUUUAUUUUAAUCCCAGCUCACCAAAGAGGAGGAAACUAGCAUUUUAAAGAUAAAGCCAUCCUUGCUUAUUAAGUUAUAUCUAAAAAAAAAAAUGACGCAGCUCAUCAAAGGUUCCCGACCCUUCCUCCGAAACACCCAGUCAGUCACUUGGUGUUUGCAUAAUACUGUCUGAAGUUGUCCAGAAUUAAGCCUUGCAGUUCCUAGAAGGAUGGUACCAGUUCUCCAAAGCUCAAUCUUGCCUUUUCUACAGAAGGAAACUGGUUGCUUCUGACCAGGCUUUAUGAUUGUAUAUGUGUUCAGAGGCAUCAGAUUUCUUGAUUUCCUUCUGGGGACAGGGAGAGCCUCUGGGGCUGAGUGAUGUACAGUCAUGACAUUGGUGGUUUGUAUAAGCCUUGUACCUCUGUUUGACCUGACUCUCUGCAAAGUAAAUCCAAGUUACUAAAAGAAACCAGAGCAUUUGCUUCGGGCUUGAGUUGAUGUUGGCCUGUACUUGGAGCUGGAUCAUGUGGCUUCCACUUCUCCAUGGGGAAUUGCUUGUGCACGGCAGCUGCCUUAUGAGACCUCAUCUUAGGAGGUGGCAGCGCAGGUCACAUUAAGGAGCUACUGAAGUCUGGUUUUGUAUUUGCAUUAACCCUGAGCCAGGGAGCAGAUGCUUGUACUGGGAACUUGUAUAAAGUGUUUAAACAAUUUCAAUAAAUGGACUUUUUUAAGGAAAA